CUUUCAUGCUGUUCACACGUGAUAACUAUUGGAGUUUCUGGAGUGUGAACCAAAAUGUCACUUUUUGUUAUCAACAGGUACCUCGGGGAUGAAGCUGAAUCUUCUGAGGAUCGAUCCAGAGCUCUGCUUGAGAAGUUGCGUGAACAGGCCAAGACUCGCCAGUUAGAGAAACAGGAAAGUGAAAAAUAUAAACCCACUCAUGGAACAGAUAAAAAGGACUUUCCUAUACCUAGUGAUGAAGAGGUAGAGAAAGAGAAACAGAAGAAAUCUAAGAAAAGAAAGAAAAAGCAGAACAAAGAGCAGAGAGAAGAAGUAGAAAGUUCUAGUUCAGAGUGUGAACAGAAAGGUGAAAGUUUUCCCUCUGCAGGGAAGAAGAAAAAAAAGACAAAUAAGCUGGAAGAAGAGCAGGAGGGGAACAAUGAAGAUACAACAAAGAGUGACAAUAGCAGGGAGGAUAACGGGUGCGGAGAAGAGAAAGUGGACCCAGAUUCCAUAAUCCUUGGAGGCUUUGAGUCUAAAUCUAUACAGAAGGUUAUGCCAGUUCUUCCUCAGUGGUUGGCAAAACCUAAUCUAGUGCACAAAGACAUCAAACAGAACUUAGUACCCAUACAGGAUGUUCCUGGAUUGCACCCAAAAAUCUUGAAGAAACUUGAGGCUAACAAAGUGAAAUCUUUCUUUCCAGUUCAAGCUGAGGUAAUUCCAGCCAUACUAGAAAGCACCUGUCAUGGAUUUCUGUUGGGGAGAGGUGGAUACCGACCCAGUGAUAUGUGUGUGUCUGCACCUACUGGCAGCGGGAAGACUCUGGCUUUCGUUAUUCCAAUAGUGCAGGCUUUGCUACAUCGUGUAAUAUGUGAGGUUAGAGUACUAGUCGUGUUACCCACCAAGGAGCUGGCACAGCAGGUCUGUAAGGUGUUCAACACGUAUGUGGAUGGUACAGGACUCAAAGUUGUAAUGCUGACAGGACAGAAAUCUUUCCCUAAAGAACAGGAGACAUUAGUGCAGAGAACAGCCUCUGGAUUCUGCAGCUUAGCUGAUAUCCUUGUGUCCACCCCAGGACGGCUUGUAGAUCACAUCCAGGAAACAGAGGGCUUUAGUCUAAGGCACCUUCGCUUCUUGGUGAUUGAUGAAGCUGAUCGUAUGAUUGACAGCAUGAAUCAAGACUGGUUGCACCAUGUCACUAAAGCCGUGUUCCAGGUGAACGACAGUGCGCCCAACAUACUAUUCUCCAGGAAGGAGCCUGGAACACUGACUGCUGCCAGCUCAUACCUUCCCCAGAUUCCUCUACAGAAGCUGCUCUUUUCAGCUACUCUAACACAGAACCCAGAGAAGCUUCAGAAGCUGGGCUUGUACCAGCCACGGCUCUUCACUUCCACCCACAAGGGGACCCCGAUUGACUCUGCUGAUAGCCACUCCAACACCAACAAUCUGGCCAUCUACUCCCUUCCAGAAGGGCUCACGCAUUAUUACGUGCCCUGUAAUCUAAACUCAAAACCGCUGAUACUUCUAUACUUUCUGCUCAUCCUGCGCUUCACCAGAGUUCUCUGCUUCACCAACUCCAGAGAGGCCUCGCACCGGUUGUUCCUGCUGUUUCGAAGCUUUGGAGGGAUCAGUGUUGCUGAAUUUUCUUCCCGUUUAAGUCCUGGUGAGAGGAAAAAGACUCUAAAGGAGUUUGAGCAGGGAAAGCUACAGAUAUUGAUCAGCACAGAUGCAACAGCAAGAGGGAUUGACAUCAAAGGUGUAAAGUGUGUGAUAAAUUAUGAUGCUCCACAGUUUAUCCGAACCUAUAUUCACAGGGUAGGAAGAACAGCUCGUGCAGGAAAUGUUGGAUCUGCAUUCACAAUGCUUUUGCAAGUCCAGGAACAACGCUAUUUCAGUAUGAUGCGAGAUGCUGGCGCACCAGAGAUGAAGAGGCAGCUGGUGAAGCAUGAGAACCUUAAGCAGUUUGUGGAGAGAUACAAGGAGGCCCUGACUAUGCUAGAGAAAGCUGUUAAGGAUGAGCGAGCAAAGAAGAGAUCCUAAAAUUGACCGAACCUUGCCAAUCCGAUAGAAGAAUUCUCCUUGCAGAAUGUGUGCCACUAGCGUGUGCUGAGCAUACAAAUCCAUGUCUUUUAGGCACGUGUGCGCUGAUAGUAUUGUCAGAGAGAAGGGAUGUCACCAUAUCCAUAAGCUUGUGAACAAAACCUAUAGACCUUCAGACUGUCAUCACCAGCAUGGGACUGCGGGCAAUGGUGAACAUCAUUUAUGCACAGGUGCUUUUUGGCCCUUGAAUGAUCAGUACAUUUGGAAAUAUCUUUUUUUGUUAAAGGGACACUAAAGCCAAAAUGAAGCUUUCUGAAUCAUAUAGAGAAUGCAAUUAUCAGACUUAUGUUGACAGACGACCACUCCUCAGCUGUUCUGCAAUUUCGGUUUCGCAUUCUUGAAACUUCUUUACCCAACGCAUAACAUUGCUUAUGUCUACUACAACGUCCCCAUAACACCUCUUCAGCCAAUUAUGGAUUUCCUUAGAUGCGCAACCCUCUUUCGUAAGAAAUUCAACAACCGCUCUUUGUGUGAGCCUUGGAUCCAUGGUUGUAUUCACUCAAUCUGAAAACCAAAAACAUACAUUAGUAGGGUAAGGACACCACUAUAACAUCAUACAUGAACAUUUACAGUCACUCUAAUAGAUAAAAAAUUACAGACGUAGAGGCAUUACGUUUUGAUUCAUCCUCGUAUACUUUUUCUCUUUCUGUGAUUUCGCUUAGGUUGUCACAUUUGGCAGGAAAAAAUAUACUGCUCAAUUGAAAUUCAUAGUAA
Messenger RNA from Bombina bombina (fire-bellied toad), 2793 nucleotides. It is a transcript of the gene DDX51, whose product is annotated as DEAD-box helicase 51. Gene Ontology annotation, cellular component: nucleus. The transcript is spliced from 15 exons. The record is from RefSeq and is a predicted model, not a curated record. The coding region runs from base 55 to 2019 and encodes 654 amino acids. NCBI's taxonomy places the organism in Eukaryota, Metazoa, Chordata, Amphibia, Anura, Bombinatoridae. Gene Ontology annotation, molecular function: ATP binding; nucleic acid binding.